Sinocyclocheilus rhinocerous is the source of this 2517-nucleotide messenger RNA. RefSeq names its product tripartite motif-containing protein 45-like. NCBI's taxonomy places the organism in Eukaryota, Metazoa, Chordata, Actinopteri, Cypriniformes, Cyprinidae. The transcript has 8 exons. Gene Ontology annotation, cellular component: nucleoplasm. Bases 1 to 1806 code for a protein of 601 amino acids. The record is from RefSeq and is a predicted model, not a curated record. Gene Ontology annotation, molecular function: ubiquitin protein ligase activity; protein binding; zinc ion binding.
AUGGUUAAUUCAAGCUAUGUGUUAUCAAGAGUGUCAGGACACACCUCUCAGAGGAGACAGAAGAGGACCUCCUCUCACUCUAUCCAAAGCCUACAGGAGCUGAAGUCUCAGGGUCGUCUCACUAGACCCGUCCUGUGCUCGCUGCAUCCUGGACAGGAGUUACGGCUCUUCUGUGAGCCGUGUGACCUCACCGUGUGCCUGGAGUGUGCGGCCACCUUUCACCGCGACCACCACUGCAGCUCUGCCCAUGAAGUCAUCAGUCAUCAUGGCGAUCGCAUCAGAGAUUUGGUCGUCAGGAGCUUAAGGCCUCGUCUUGGCCGUCUGGAGGAGUCUCUGAGACGCGUUGACACAUCCCAAGAGGCGCUGCAGGCUCGGGCUGACACGUUGGCGGGUGAGAUCCGGGCGUUUGCUCGGAGCUAUGCCAGCGCGGUGGAGGCUCAUUGCAGCUCACUGCUGCGGUCACUGGAGGACUUACGGUCGCAGCGCAGGAAUCAACUCCAUCUGCAGAAGGCUCAGUACCUACUCAGAAAGAGACAGAAGAGGACCUCCUCUCACUCUAUCCAAAGCCUACAGGAGCUGAAGUCUCAGGGUCGUCUCACUAGACCCGUCCUGUGCUCGCUGCAUCCUGGACAGGAGUUACGGCUCUUCUGUGAGCCGUGUGACCUCACCGUGUGCCUGGAGUGUGCGGCCACCUUUCACCGCGACCACCACUGCAGCUCUGCCCAUGAAGUCAUCAGUCAUCAUGGCGAUCGCAUCAGAGAUUUGGUCGUCAGGAGCUUAAGGCCUCGUCUUGGCCGUCUGGAGGAGUCUCUGAGACGCGUUGACACAUCCCAAGAGGCGCUGCAGGCUCGGGCUGACACGUUGGCGGGUGAGAUCCGGGCGUUUGCUCGGAGCUAUGCCAGCGCGGUGGAGGCUCAUUGCAGCUCACUGCUGCGGUCACUGGAGGACUUACGGUCGCAGCGCAGGAAUCAACUCCAUCUGCAGAAGGCUCAGCUGCAGCAGGCCUUGUCUGACGUCCGCGGUGGGGUGGACUUCGCUGAACGCCUGCUCACGUGUGGUUCUGACGCUGAAAUCCUCAGUGCCAAAGGAGUUACUAUGAGGAGACUGAUGAACCUUGUGGAGUCAGGAUUCGACCCACACCCAACGACGGUCGCCCCUGAUAAUGCCAGCAGCAUCUGUUUCCUUCCUCAGGAGAGUGCUGGAGAGGUGCAGGGAUUUCCUGUGGUGGGAGUCAUACAUGCCAAGACUGUGGAUCCCAGCAAGUGCACGAUCCAGGGAGAAGGUGUGGAACGAGGUCGUGAAGGCCAGAGGGGAGAGUUCACUCUGGUUUGCAGGCACUCCUCCGGAGAGCAGAUGGGCCGAGGUGGAGACCCUGUGCUGGUCAGCAUUGUGCACAAGGAGAAGAAGGACUGCUCUGUGGAGGCGGCUGUGGUGGAUAAGGGGGAUGGUUCCUAUGUUGUGUCCUACACCCCAGCUGAAGCAGGUCUCUACUCUGUGUGGGUCUGUGUUAAAGCCCAGCACGUCCAGGGUUCGCCAUUUGUGAUAAAUGUGAAAAGGAAGUUCAAACGUCACCUUGGCAUAUUCCAUUGUUGUUCCUUCUGCUCCAGUGGGGGCGCUAAAGAGGCACGCUGUGGCUGCACAGGAACUAUGCCAGGAGGGUUUCAGGGUUGUGGACAUGGUCAUAAAGGACACCCCCGUAAGCCCCACUGGUCAUGUUGUGGGAGUGUAGUGGAGGCCUCAGAGUGUGUUCUACAUAACCUGGGCAGCGUUUCUCCUCGUGGACACCUCAGGACUGUGGAGCUCUGAGACAGAGCAAAUAUACACUCUAUCUGAUCGACAUAAGCAUAAACUCAUAAACAUAAACUCAUAAACAUACUUGAAUCUUCUCAAUCAGCUUACAUAUAAUUCACUAUAAAUAAAAAAUCACAUUGUGUUUUUAUGUUACCCUUAUUCACACAGUCUUUAAGCCUUAAUUUGUAUGAUAAUCUUUUUUGUUGUUUCAGCAGUUAAUAUUCAGAAUCAUGGCAGUCUUAUAAACUGCAAUACACAAAGUAUAUUUAAAAUUGUGUUGUCUACUGUACAAAGUGCCAACACUAAAUACUUCAGUACUGUCAGUAAAGAUUUAACUUGGUUUCUUUACACAUUUAGAACUAAUAAUUUUUAAUCACUGUAAAAUGUUGUCUGUGGCAUUAUAUUGUUCCAUAUUUUAUCAUAAUCAGCAUGAUUUGAAGAAAUAUUGUAAUGUCUGAAUAUUUUGUUAAUGUGCGCAGUACUGUUUUAUGUUUCAUCUUUUAUGAUAAUCAGCAUGUUUCCUUUGAUAUUACCCAGCUAUAUGAGCAAUGAGGUAUGCGUUGUUAUUAUAAUGCUUUAUUUUUAGAUGUGUGCAUGACUCCAAAGACUGCCGUUGUUAUUGUAUGCAUCCAUUACAUUUCUCUUGUCUUUGUAUAUGCUGUAUUGGUUCCACAGAUUAAACAACAUUUACCUCUCUCCACUUGUGUGGUUACUAAACUGCCACUU